Messenger RNA from Dicrocoelium dendriticum, 2595 nucleotides. NCBI's taxonomy places the organism in Eukaryota, Metazoa, Platyhelminthes, Trematoda, Plagiorchiida, Dicrocoeliidae. The record is from the annotation of a GenBank genome assembly.
GAACUUCCGCUUGACGCCAUUGUUUCGACGUGCAAUCAAGGUUUCCUGUCAACGCUUCGCCGAUGACUGGGAUUACAAUCAGAAUUAAGACACCGACUGAAGAAAAGACUAUAACCAUCGACGAGGAAGCGACCAUAAAACAGCUAAGAGAGAAUGUGUCUAAAGCGUUUGAUGCCCCGAUCGACCGCCUAUGUUUGAUAUUUGCUGGGAAGAUCCUCAAGGACGAGGACAGCCUGAUGCACCACAAAAUUAAAGACGGGUUAACAGUCCACCUGGUUAUCAAGGGUCAAAGUACGAGGUCUGCCGGCGCUAGUUCUACCCCUCGAGAACAGGCAAGCACUGAAGCAGUCGCCAACGCUCCUCGGCCUGCCGUACCUACUACAUCACCGCUUGGUUUAGGCGGUCUUCACCACGUGUUUAACACUGGGGGAAAUUCGUUUUCUAGCAUGCAACAGAGUGUACAAAAUGAAAUCCUACAAAACCCAGAACUCCUCCAGAAUAUGCUUGAAAAUCCAAUGGUUCAGUCACUCAUGAGCAAUCCCGAGGUUAUCCGCAGUCUGUUUCAAGCAAAUCCCCAAAUACAAGAGCUUAUGGAACGCAAUCCUGAGGUUUCACAUAUGCUAAAUAAUCCGGAGCUUCUCCGACAGUCGCUUGAAAUAGCUCGAAAUCCGGCGAUGAUGCAAGAAAUGGUGCGAAAUUAUGAUCGUGCUUUGUCUAAUUUGGAGGCUGUUCCCGGUGGCAUGAAUCACCUUCAACGUAUCUUUCGUGAUAUACAAGAACCACUCAUGAACGCAGCAGCCAAUAUGGGUGCACCUGCUAGUGAUCAAACUUCUUCAAAUCCUUUCGCUGACCUGGCUGGAGUCCGCCGUGCAGCACCCACGAACGAACCAAUGCCAAAUCCAUGGGCUCCUGCAUCCAACAACACAUCUGGCAAUCUACCUACCCCGACCCCGCCUGUCAGCGACCAGAACACUAACAUGAUGCAAAAUAUGCUCAAUCAGAUAUCAUCAGAGCCGGAACUUCUGUCCAAUGCUUUCCAAGUGCCGUAUGUACAGGCCAUGCUUGAAGCCAUAAGUGCCGAUCCUUCAGUGAUGGAGGGCUUGAUCAUGAACAACCCAAUGAUUGCGAAUGUGGACUCUAGUAUUAGAGACCGGAUGCGACAAAUGGUUCCCCAGUUGGCCAAUCAAUUGAGUCAGCCAGCGUUCAUGAAUAUGCUCCGCAAUCCGCGUGCUUUACGUGCGAUGAUGCAAAUACAACAAGGUUUAUCAAUCCUACAACAAGAGGCCCCUGGUGUACUGACUGGUUUGGGUAUGCAGUCAUCUCCAACGGAUCCGGUGUCUACAGCGGGGCCUGUUGAUCCGAGCACAACUGAUUCUCCAUCGGCUGCGUCAGGAACAACCACGGAUUCUGAAACCACUGCCGGUCCAAAUGCUGCUCCGCCUCCUGUGAAUCAGACGGAACUCGCCACCUUACUUGCCAGCAUGCUCAACGUAAUGUCUAGCACCAACUCUGGCGCUGGGGGCAUGCCCAACUUCGGAGACGUUCUCCGUUCCUCUCAGACAAACCCAGUAAAUGUGGACCCUCCUGAAAGGCGCUACGCCACGCAAUUAGAGACGCUCGCCAGCAUGGGAUUCAGCAACCGCGAUGACAAUUUGCAAGCUCUCAUUGCUACCUUCGGAGACGUGAAUGCUGCUUUGGAUCGGCUUCUUAGAUCAAAUCAAUCAAGUUAACUGGCUCGCUAUUUUUGGUUCUACCAGUCUCGUUGAUCCCACUCCAUCGGAUGUUGCGUUUACACAGUUGGCUCCAAUUCCACCUGCCUCGCCAUUCAUAUCCGCGUAUAUUGGGAGAUGCUAGUUGUAACGCGCGCGCGUCCGCAUUCCUCUUCGUUGCUCUGCUCAUGUUUUUGUCACUGACCUUUCUUCCCACUUCCAUGGCACACUGUCUAUGUUCAAUUCCUAUCGCCGCUCAUUUUGUUGCCCUGUUUGCAAGCAAUCUCACUACAUGCUCCCCCUACUCUUGUCACAUUGCUUUUUACUCUAUGAUGAGUGUAGACUGCAUGUCAACGCUCGUUAGAAUCGCAGAUUGCUAAUCUUCUUGCCUGCCUGUGAGAACCAAGCUUCGGAUGUCGGUCUCUGGGUUUGCAUCGUCAGUAAAGACUAACCUUAAUUGAGCGUUCUUCUUGUCUGUCCUCCCCUACACCAUCAGGAUGAUGGUAAAUGCCAGCGUCAACCACCUGAGGCACUGACAGCAUGUGUAUCACGUGACUUCUCCUCGAAGCGUCACCUGGAAAGUUUGUGCACAUCCCCAAACGGGAAACCGGUCGCAUCUUCUGUGAUUUGUUUGUCUUUCAUGUUACCUCGAAUCAUACGUAAAACCGAGCUAGUGUUGUUCUGGACGAUUGUAUGAGACCUGUCUGGCGUUAUUUCUGCUUUCAUACAAAUCGACUGCAUAUCUAGGAACUUGUGGAUCAGAUGUCUAAGUCACUCUGUCCCUUAUCUCCUCCAGGCUUUAGCAAAGGCACACUAUUCUUCGUUCUGGAUAGCCAUCAUCAGUUGCGAUUUAUUUAUCUUCCAGUUAUUCACAUCUGUGUGUCAC